Solea senegalensis (Senegalese sole) is the source of this 3325-nucleotide messenger RNA. Its product is annotated as extracellular calcium-sensing receptor-like. Lineage: Eukaryota; Metazoa; Chordata; Actinopteri; Pleuronectiformes; Soleidae. Gene Ontology annotation, cellular component: membrane. The record is from RefSeq and is a predicted model, not a curated record. Gene Ontology annotation, molecular function: G protein-coupled receptor activity. The annotation marks the transcript as partial. Gene Ontology annotation, biological process: G protein-coupled receptor signaling pathway. The transcript has 10 exons.
AUAUAUAUACAUGUAUGUAUAGAUAUAGAUAUAUAUAUAUUAGUUAAUUCCUCAUCUUGUCAGUUACAGGAACAGUUUCAUCUAAAUAGGAUGCACAAAACUGGAGAUGUGAUUAUCGGUGGACUUUUUGCAAUCAACUCAUUUACUGAUGAUCUUGACCUGACUUUUACCUCAAAGCCACAGCUGCCUCCCUGCUAUGGUUUUGAUGUUCUAGGAUUUAGACAGGCUCAGACCAUGGCCUUUGCUAUUGAUGAGAUCAACAAAAAGUCCAGCCUGCUGCCUAAUGUGACUCUGGGAUACAGUCUGUAUGAUAACUGCUUUCAACUAGGAAUUGGAUUUCGUGCAGCACUGACCUUAGUCAGUGGUCAAGAAGAGCAAGUUACAUUAGAGGAGAACUGUGUAGGAACUCCUCCAGUCCUAGGGAUUGUGGGAGAUACUACUUCUUCCAAUUCUAUAGCCAUUUCUGCUGUCUUAGGUUUGUACAAAGUGGCUCUGGUCAGUUAUUAUGCCACAUGUUCCUGCCUGACUGACAGACAAAAGUUUCCAUCAUUCUUUAGGACGAUCCCAAGUGACGCUUUUCAGGUGAAUGCUAUGAUUCAGAUUCUAAAACACUUUGGUUGGACUUGGGCAGGUCUGAUAAUCAGUGAUGAUGAUUAUGGAUUCCACGCUGCCCGAUCCUUUCACUCUGAUCUGGGUCCAGCUGGCGGAGGUUGUCUGGCUUACACAGAGAUUUUGCCCUGGGGUGAUGACCCUGCAGAACUAAGGAGAAUAGUGGAUGUUAUGAGGAAAUCUACAGCUCGAGUAGUGAUUGUGUUUGCAUAUAAGGGUCACAUGAUUAACCUAAUGGAAGAGGUGGUGAGGCAGAAUGUGACAGGCCUGCAGUGGAUUGCCAGUGAAGGCUGGUCAGCAGCUGCUGUGCUCCAGACUCCUCACUUCAUGCCUUACCUGGGUGGAACACUGGGCAUUGCCAUUCGUCGAGGAGAAAUACCAGGACUCAGAGACUUCCUGUUACAAACACAUCCUGAUCUACAUCACAAUAACACAGAUGGAAACAGCAUGGUGAAUGAGUUUUGGGAACACACAUUUAAGUGUAGAUUUGCACCACCUCCAGCAGGUUGGGUGGAAGCUGGAGGAGAAUUAUGCACUGGACAGGAAGUUAUAGAGAAUGUAAAGAAUGAAUUGGUGGAUGUUUCAAACCUCAGACCAGAGUAUAAUGUGUAUAAGGCUGUGUACGCUCUGGCGUAUGCUCUUGAUGAAAUGCUGCAGUGUGAGCCAGGGAGAGGACCUUUCAGCAACAACACCUGUGCUCAUUUACAAAGACUGGAGCCAUGGCAGCUUGUGUAUUACUUGGAAAAAGUCAACUUCACCACAACAUUUGGCGAUCAAGUGUCAUUUGAUGAGAACGGUGACGCCUUACCAAUAUAUGACAUCAUGAACUGGGUGUGGCUCGCAGAUGGAAGAACUAAAGUUCAGAGAGUGGGUGAGGUUAAGAGGUCAGCCUUCAAAGGUGAAGAACUCACACUGGAUGAAGACAAAAUCUUCUGGAACUUUGAAUCCAAACAUCCUCCUCUGUCAGUGUGCAGUGAGAGUUGUCCUCCAGGUACCCGCAUGGCCCGAAAGAAGGGGGAACCUGAGUGUUGUUUUGACUGUGUCCCUUGUUCUGAAGGAAAGAUCAGCAAUACAACUGACUCCAUGGAGUGCACCAGUUGUCCAGAGGAUUUCUGGUCCAGCCCCCAGCGUGACCACUGUGUUCCAAAGAAAACAGAGUUCCUCUCCUACCACGAGCCUCUGGGUAUCUGCUUGACAACCACCUCACUGUUGGGCACAUUUAUCUGUAUUGUUGUUCUGGGCAUCUUCAUCCAUCAUCACAGCACACCUAUAGUCCGUGCCAACAAUUCAGAACUCAGUUUUCUUCUCUUGGUGUCACUUAAACUCUGUUUCCUCUGCUCGUUGCUCUUCAUUGGACGACCCAAAUUAUGGACUUGUCAACUAAGACAUGCAGCAUUUGGCAUCAGCUUUGUGCUUUGUGUCUCAUGUAUCCUGGUGAAAACCAUGGUGGUUCUUGCUGUGUUCAGGGCCUCCAAACCAGGAGGUGAGUCCAGUCUCAAGUGGUUUGGUGCUGUGCAGCAGAGAGGGACAGUUCUGGUUCUGACUUCAGUUCAAGCAGCAAUCUGCACUGUAUGGCUUGUCUCUGCUUCACCAGUGCCUCAUAAAAACACCCAGUAUCACAGUGACAAGAUAGUUUAUGAGUGUGCAGUUGGGUCCACAGUUGGUUUUGCAGUUUUACUUGGUUAUAUUGGUUUACUGGCUUUCCUCAGUUGUCUGUUAGCUUUUCUAGCAAGGAAUCUUCCAGACAGUUUCAAUGAGGCCAAACUCAUCACUUUCAGCAUGUUGAUCUUCUGUGCAGUGUGGGUUGCCUUUGUACCCGCUUACAUCAACUCUCCAGGCAAAUAUGCAGAUGCAGUGGAGGUAUUUGCCAUCCUGGCCUCCAGUUUUGGCCUCUUGGUGGCACUGUUUGGUCCCAAAUGUUAUAUAAUCCUGUUGAGACCAGAGAGAAACACAAAGAAAGCCAUCAUGGGCCGUGGCAGCACAAAGUAAAACUGUCAGCACAGCUGUUUGGUAAUUUUAAGAUUACAAGAAAGAAAUCGAUUUAAAAAUAGUAAAUAAUUCUUCUAUAUUUUUCUCUAACGCCUAUUUUUUCCAAUAGAGCUCUGGUAGCUGAUGUCAAAACCAAGGUAACAUACAUACAUGUAUACACAUUAAAGUAAUAUAAUAUGAUAUAAAAGAGAGUGGGAGAGAGUUAGUCAGUGUGUGUACAGACCAACAAUGGCAGAGUCAGGUAGAGGUAGACAAAGAUGGCUUCCUGAUGGUUGCUGUGUUUCUUCAAGGCCACCUUUGUAGGAUGAGGUGCCAGCUUAGUAGAAUGCAUGACCAGAGCUGAAGCUAAGAAUCAUGGACAUCACUAACAUCAUAUUAACCUAAAUCUAUACAUUACAACAACACUGUCUAAGCGAGGAAUCUCAAUAUAACAUUUCAUGAGGUAAAACAGUCUAUUCUUAGCCAAAUAGUUUGAUGCUAUGCUAGGCCCAGUUACAGUACAUACCAAAUCUUUGAAAGACGCAAGAUGUGUCCUUUUCUGUGAUUCUGGUGUCUCUUGUUCAGGUUCCUCCUUACAAAGUUAGCUAGUUGGAGCUAUUAUUUGGCUCUGGAUCCUUGGUUGAAACUUAGGCAUGCUCAUGCACCUCUCCAGUCUCCGUUUUUGCUUUCACCAUAACCUGUCUUGGCAGAUGCUGCACAUCUUUGAGUCUGGUUCUGUCAGAGAUUU